Molecule: messenger RNA, 4234 nt
Organism: Trematomus bernacchii (emerald rockcod)
Lineage: Eukaryota; Metazoa; Chordata; Actinopteri; Perciformes; Nototheniidae
Gene: eml4
Product: echinoderm microtubule-associated protein-like 4
Biological process (GO): microtubule cytoskeleton organization
Cellular component (GO): mitotic spindle
Molecular function (GO): microtubule binding
Source: RefSeq, a predicted model, not a curated record
GGAACCCCCCCCCCCCCCUCCCCGGCUGGAUCUAUCCCAAAGCCUACGGACCCCCAACACCCGGAUCUAACCCCCCCCACCCCCGCUGCGGAGGGACAACGCACUGAGGCCCGCAGUGCGCGCGCAGCCACCCGCAGGCCUCCCGCGCGGACCGCGCGUUUCCCGGGAAAAAUGGACGCGAGCACCGGAAGUCUGGAUGACAGCAUGUCCUCGGAGGUGACGGACCGCCUCUCCUCUCUGGAGCUCCGGGUCCAGCAGCAGGAAGACGAGCUCACCGUGAUGAAAGCGGCUCUCGCUGACGUUCUGCGACGCCUCGACGCCUCCGAGAGCAAGAAGCAGAGCGCAGGGAAAGGUGGUGCUGCUCUGAAGGAAGCAUACUCCAUGUCUUGUAUCUCUAACGGAGGAACCCCCGGCAGGAAGAGAGAGUCCACCUCCGUCACCAGGAAGGAGACGCUGGCCUCUGCUGCCAAGAGUGGCACAGACAGGAAGAAGGAGGGCAGCAGAUCUCAGAUGAUGGAGAUCCAGGAACGUGAGGAGCCUCCUCGCCAGAAAGACCUCUCCCCCUCCCCCUCCUCCCCCCACCCCCCCCAGCAGAGACCAGCACAGACCACUGACAGCAGUAAAGGCCUGACCCCCAAAAGGGGGCCCAGUGUGAAGCGGUCCUCAGGUAUGGAGCGCUCUCAGAGCAGCACCUGGGAUUCCUCCGAGGAGAACAGGAACAAACUGCAGAAAGCUGCGUCCACCUCCAGACUGCUGAACAAGGUGGUGAAGACCGCCGAGAGACACAGAGACCCUGUGGUUAGUCAAGCCAAAAUAUCGACUCGAGAGAAAAACAGCCAAGCUGAGGGGAAUCACAUUAAGAUGUUCAUGAGAGGACGACCAAUCACCAUGUUCAUUCCAUCAGACGUGGAGAGCUACGAGGACGUUCGGACGGAGCUUCCUUCAGAAAGACUCAAGCUGGAAUGGGUGUACGGUUACCGCGGCAGAGACUGCAGAGCAAAUGUGUUUCUCCUUCCAACAGGAGAAAUGGUUUACUUUGUGGCAUCAGUCGUCGUUCUGUUUAACUACGAGGAACGGACUCAGAGACAUUACCUCGGACACACCGACUGCGUCAAAUGUCUGGCCAUCCAUCCCGAUAAGAUCCGGAUAGCUACGGGACAGAUUGCAGGAGUAGACAAAGACGGACGGGCGCUGCAGCCUCACGUCCGGAUCUGGGACUCCGUCAGUCUUUCUACGCUGCAGGUCAUCGGGUUGGGAACGUUCGAGCGGGGCGUCGGAUCUCUGGCUUUCUCUAAAGCUGACUCGGGGCAGCACCUCAGUGUUGUUGACGACUGUAACGACCACAUGCUGACGGUGUGGGAGUGGCAGAAGAAGUCAAAGAUCGCUGAGAUCAAGAGCACUAACGAGGUGGUUCUGGAGGUGCAGUUCCACCCCACCGACCCCCACACCAUCGUCACCUGCGGGAAGUCCCACAUCUUCUUCUGGACCUGGAGCGGGACCUCUCUGGCCCGGAAACAGGGCAUCUUCGGGAAGUACGAGAAGCCGAAGUUCAUCCAGUGUCUGGUGUUCCUGAGCUGUGGAGACAUCCUGACCGGAGACUCAGGGGGCGUCCUACUGGUCUGGACCCGCAGCGCCUCGGAGACCCCCCCCCCCAGCAAGGGCCCCCGAGCGUUUCAGAUCAGCCGGCAGGUCAAGGCUCAUGAAGGCAGUGUGUUCUGUGUGUGUGAGACGAGGAGCGGCAGCCUGCUGACCGGGGGGGGGAAGGACCGGAAGAUCAUCCUGUGGGACCAGGAAGUGAGAGCAGAGCGGGACAUGGAGGUCCCGGAUCAGUACGGAACCAUCCGAGCGGUUUCUGAGGGGAAGGGGGACGAGAUCCUGGUGGGAACGUCUCGUAACUUCAUCCUCAGAGGAACCUUUAACGACGGCUUCCUGGUGGAGGUCCAGGGACACACUGACGAGCUGUGGGGUCUGGCCUCCCACCCCUCCAGAGGGAUGUUUCUGACCUGCGCUCAGGACCGGCUGGUCUGCCUCUGGAGCGCCGAGGAGCAUCGCCUGCAGUGGAGCCGCUCGCUGGAGGAACACGGACACUGUGCAGACUUCCAUCCCAGCGGAGCCGUGGUUGCUAUAGGGACACAUUCAGGAAAGUGGUACGUCCUGGACGCAGACACCACAGACCUGGUGUCUAUCCACACGGAUGGUAACGAGCAGCUGUCAGUGAUGCGCUUCUCUGUCGAUGGUGCUCUGUUGGCGGUUGGAUCUCACGAUAACCUUAUUUACCUCUACACCGUCUCCGAGAGAGGACGCAAGUACAGCCGAUACGGGAAGUGCUCGGGACAUUCGAGCUACAUCACACACCUGGACUGGUCACCUGACAACAACUUCAUCAUGUCCAACUCGGGAGACUACGAGAUCCUGUACUGGGACGUUCCAAACGGCUGUAAGCUGAUCAGAAAUCGCUCCGAGUGCAAAGACAUCGACUGGGCCACCUACACCUGCGUACUGGGCUACCACGUGUUCGGUGUUUGGCCCGAGGGUUCAGACGGCACCGACAUCAACGCUCUGAUCAGAUCUCACAACAGGAAGGUGAUCGCUCUGGCAGACGACUUCUGUAAAGUUCACCUGUUCGCCUACCCAUGCUCCACCCCCAAGGCUCCCAGCCAUAAGUACAGCGCUCACAGCAGUCAUGUGACCAACGUGAGCUUCCUGUAUAACGACAGUCACCUGGUCUCCACGGGGGGGAAAGACACCAGCAUCAUGCAGUGGCGCCUGGUGGAAAGACUCUCCCUCCCUGACGGACAGCUCUCUAACUCCGCCCCUGACUUCAUCCCGCCCCCUCUAUCAGUGACCACGCCCACACAGGAACCCAUCUCUGCCCCAACAGCCAAUGGGACCCAGGAUCCCUCCCCAGACAGCCCGGCCCCCUCAGCUCUGACCCCGCCCCCCUCAGCUCUGACCCCGCCCCCCUCAGCUCUGACCCCGCCCCCCUCAGCUCUGACCCCACCCCCCUCUGACAGCAGUGUGAGUCUGAAGGACAGCCUGGAUCCGAGCGACGACACGGCAACGCCCAGCGACGAGGGGCUACCCCCCCUCACCUCUUAAUAGUGUGUGUGACUGUUGGUACAGCUAUCUUUGUGAGGACCAGCCAGACGUUGUGAUUGGACAUUCAGUGUAUGUGUGUGACCUCGGGUAACUUUUUCUCCAAUCAGAGCAGAGCAGUAAGACAGGAAGUGGACCUGAAGUCUUAAAUGAGUUUCAGAAACUGGUUCUCUUUACAUGUUGUUUUAGAAAUACUGGGACAUUGCUGUUUAUGACGUAGAAGUAGCUGCAGGAAGUUUAAAACAGGAAACUGAUUCUGGACUUUGUUGGGCUUUUAUUUUGUUAAACUGCCACAUUUUUAUAGACAUUUCACAAUAAAAGCCCUCAAGGGAAGGGACAGAACUGCGGGAGGCUUUUAAUGUGAAACAUGCAGGAAACAUGAACCACACCCAGAAGCAUGCUGGGAACAUUUGAACACGUCUGGCCAGUGGACGCAGGAGGGCCUUCAGAAUAAAACCUGAAGGAGCUCCAGAGAAACUGUGAUCGGUGAUUUCAUGUCAGUUUGUAUAUGCUGCAGAGAUCUGUGUAUAUUUCUGUUACCACCAGGGGGCAGCAGCUCCUCAGCUACACUGUAAAAACCACAUUCAACUCUCGCAUCUCUCAGCCAAUUAGGGGCCAGGACAGCUGCUCCUCUCUGAUUGGCUGGUUUUCAGUGACUGAUUGAGUGACUGCUGAUCUGUGUUUCUUAUGGACCAUCUCUGUUUAUUGUUCUGAAUGUCAUCACCCCACGGGGGGGUCAUUAAUGUUUUGCCUUUUUAAUACUUUUUACCUUUAUAUCUCCAUCUCAUAUCUUCAUAUCUUCAUAUCUUCAUAUCUCCAUCUCAUAUCUUCAUAUCUUCAUAUCUUCAUAUCUCCAUCUUUGAUUUGUCCAUUCACUUAUCUUUUAUAUCUUUAACCUUUAUAUCUCCAUCUUCCAUGUCAUCAUUUUUUCUAAUCUGCCCUCUGGGGUGCGGGGUUAUGUGGGGGGGGGGUGACGCGAUGGGUGGGGUCUGUUUGUUUAUUUUACAGUGUUCGGUAACCAUGACAACGUUCAUGUGACUGUUUUGAGCCAAUCAUGUCUUCUCAAAUGCAUUCCUGUCAGACGACAGACUGUACUGAAGAUUUCAACAAAAAAAUGCAAAUAAAUGUUAAAACCGGA